AUGAAGCUCAGAGAGCUGAGGCUCACAUCUACGCUGCAUGGGUACGCUCCUCUACCCACACAGAUCACGGCGCUCCAGGCCAUCCACUAUAUUUUGCUUGCAGCGUUUGUGCCGCCUCUCCUGUCUAUUUUCACGGCGCCUGCAGCGCUGCGCUUUGAGGGCGGGCCUGCGCAGGUCGGCAUGAUCAUUGACUGGCGUGAGCUAGCGAGCCAGCCGACGUGGGACUGGGACAUGCUCACGCAGCUGGUCAACAUGUACACCGGCUGGACGGCCAAGGGGCAAGAUGCGCCUAGGUGGACCGACGCGGAGCAGGCGGCCGUGCACAACUGGACGGCAGGCUCAGUGUGGCUGGAUGUCGCGUACAUCAACGGAUCUGCUGUGCCGCAGGUGCUGCCACCCUCUGCGUUCCGCUGGAACGAUACGCAGGCUAGUGACGCGCGGAACGACUCGGUGGCUACGUCCGCCACGCCGGCGCCGAGCAACACCCUGCUGCAGCAGGAAACACAGCUGGAACAGUGGGAAUGGCACAAGACGCACGACGUGCGCCGUGGCUGGGCCAUCUCAUUUGGAUGGCUCCUAACGAUCAUUUUUGAUGUGCAAGUGCUCUACUACUUGGUGCGCAAACCCACGCACGUCCUCGACUUUGUGUGCACGAUGCAUGUGGUCCACUUCCUAAUCACAUCGUGGUACGCAGGCUCGAUUCCCUACUCGCUCUACUGGUGGCUUGUCAUGGCUCUGCAUGCGACGCUAUGCAUCGUGUGUGCCGAGCGCUUCGCGAUCCAGCGCGAGAUGCGCGUCGGAUUUUCCGAGCACCAGCUGCUCGAGUCGCAUGGCACCGACGCCAUGGAGCUGAACGAGCUUCGCGACUAG
This is a messenger RNA of Malassezia sympodialis ATCC 42132, 870 nucleotides long. RefSeq lists its product as uncharacterized. Gene Ontology annotation, cellular component: Golgi membrane; trans-Golgi network. NCBI's taxonomy places the organism in Eukaryota, Fungi, Basidiomycota, Malasseziomycetes, Malasseziales, Malasseziaceae. The record is from RefSeq and is a predicted model, not a curated record. Bases 1 to 870 code for a protein of 289 amino acids. Gene Ontology annotation, biological process: protein localization to Golgi apparatus; Golgi to plasma membrane protein transport; Golgi to endosome transport. The transcript is spliced from 2 exons.